AUGCUGUUUGCUAAAAAGUUUAAGAAUUUUUUUACUAAAAAAAGAAUUUAAAUUACUGGUGGAGUAGCCCUUAGUUUCGGAUUAUUAGCCUACAUUUAGCAUUAAAACCAAGAUUCUUCAUGCAGAGAAAAGAAGCAUGUCAAUUACUUUGACUUUAGUGUCCAAGUAUUACCUCAUCCAGAUAAAAUAGCAAAAGGAGGUGAAGAUGCAUACUUCGCUGAUAAAAACUUGUUAGCCGUUGCCGAUGGCGUUGGAGGAUGGGCCGAAAAGGGAAUUGACCCAGCUGAAUAUAGCAGAGGUUUGAUCAGAAACGUCGAACAAAAUUACAAGUCAAAUGUACUCAAGUACAUCAGCAAUCCUAAGCUUCUCCUCAUACACUCUGCUUAAGCAACACAAAUUAUGGGAUCAAGCACUCUUGUUUUGGUCACUGUUGACUAAGAAAAGAACAUCUUGAAAACCUCCUACAUUGGCGACUCAGGUUACUGCAUCUACAGAUUAGAUGAACAUAACUCACCAAGACUUGUCUUUGGAUUUAAAGAGCAAUAAAAGUCAUUUAAUUUCCCCUAUCAGUUAGGUGGAAUGGGUAAUGGAGACAACCCUUCAACUGCUUUAGAAUUUGAACACGAAAUUAAAGAUAAAGAUAUUGUAAUUGUUGGUUCAGAUGGCUUGUUUGAUAACAUGAGCUUUGAACAAAUUAGAUAACAAAUAACUCAAUAUGUUAUGAAGGAUAAAAUUGUUGAUGUUCAAUCAUUAGCAAAAGAUAUAGGAGGUUAGGCUAAGACAUUCUCUUUAUCAUGGUUAUAUGAUUCUCCUUUUGCUUAAAAAGCAAGAGCCAGCAAACAUUAUUAUAUGGGAGGUAAGUCUGAUGAUAUAACUGUUAUUGUAGGACAAGUAAGAACUGAUUGA
Molecule: messenger RNA, 906 nt
Organism: Tetrahymena thermophila SB210
Lineage: Eukaryota; Ciliophora; Oligohymenophorea; Hymenostomatida; Tetrahymenidae
Product: serine/threonine phosphatase 2C
Exons: 7
Source: RefSeq, a predicted model, not a curated record